AUGCCGUCCGUACACCUCUCUGGUCCUCCCAAAGGACACCAGCCCAGCGGUCCGUCUUCAAGACACAACAGCCCGCCAGAUUCCAACACACACCUCGUGCCUGCCAAAGCACCAGUGGCGUCUGGAACAAAGCUGCCUGUACCCACGCCCUCUUCGCACCCUGGUGUAUCUCAGCCAACGCAUCACCCAGACGGUGUCAGUCCGAAGCCGUCGGAGCCACAUACUACAGGCGGUGGACUUCCCAAGCCGACAACAGACAAAAAUGCCACUGUCGAGCAUCCGCCAAACUCGACUCCCACUGGCGACCACGGACCUCAUGCACCAAGCUUCCAGACAGACUGCUAUGUCCCGAUCCCGUCUAAAUUAUCUCCGAGUGUUGUCGGAAAGAACGAGCCGACGGUGCCACAGCAUCCCAGUGCGACGUCUGCGCCCUCGGAUAUACCACGGAAGCAACACCACAGUCCGACUUCUGCGCCCAUCGACCACGAUCCCAACACCCCGGCACCAACUCACACUGGCUCUGGAGCAAGCAUUUCACCAGAACCGCGCUCUGCUGGCCCGGUUUCGCAAGCUCCUAGCUUCAUCUUGCACAGCGAACCAACCCCCCGCCCCAGCGUCGCUGAUCACCUCAAGGACAUUGGCUGGGACAUGGCGGGUAGCUUGGCCACUGGCGUCAUCGGGGCUGGCAUUGACAUUGGGGCACACGCGGUAGAGAAUCAGAUAGAUCAGGACUAUGCGAAUGCAAACGUCAAUGCGAACCUGGUCCAAGGCCACUCUCAGGAGGAGGUACAAGGCCAAGGAAAAGAUCAAGGUCAAGAUCAAGGUCUUGACGGGGAUACCACUGAAAGCGACCAAGUCAUCCCACCAGUUCAGCAUGCUGUACUUACACAUCCCACAUAUUCCACGGGCGAGCAGACUAAUUACGACACUACUGAACAUGAACAUGAAAACGGUGACUAUGCCGAAGACUGGGAAGUGUACGACGACUACUACACCGAGGAUGAUGCUGACGGAGAACACGACUAUGACCAUCCGGGUUACUACCCCGACGACAACAUGACCGGCUAUCAUCACGACCAUUACGGAGACCCUGAGCAUGAUACACUAGGUCCCCACGCCGGGUAUGGUGACCCAAGCGUCCAUGCUGUUGUUGGACACGUUUUCGGGGGCGAUGCGAUGAAUCAACCUUAUUGA
This is a messenger RNA of Cladophialophora carrionii CBS 160.54, 1194 nucleotides long. RefSeq lists its product as uncharacterized. NCBI's taxonomy places the organism in Eukaryota, Fungi, Ascomycota, Eurotiomycetes, Chaetothyriales, Herpotrichiellaceae. The coding region runs from base 1 to 1194 and encodes 397 amino acids. The record is from RefSeq and is a predicted model, not a curated record. The transcript has a single exon.